CUAGCUUAAUGAAAACACGGAACAUAAUUCCUAUGUGGCGCCGACUUUUUGCUUAUGUGGCAGCGAAAAGUAAUGGCAUUCCUGUAAAUAUGUUUUUUCUCAUAACGUAAAAGAAGGCAUGCUUGGUAUUUAAAAAAUGCCAGUAAUAAAAAAAAGAUUUGUAUGGUUCUUGUCAAUUGUCCUAAAAUUUUGUAUAUUUAAGUAAACUUCCCUUUUUAAUGUAUAUAUAACUAAGUACUUCAAUAUGCUAAAAAUAUUCCAGAUUAUUCACAAGGGUGGCUUUACACUAAGCAAGUUUCUAUGCGCAAUCCAAGAUUGAAAAGAAAUGUAAAUUGAAAAUUUUACUUAAACUCAAGAUCAUAUCAUCUAUAAUCCAUAAUGGGCCACUUUACUACUUACAACAUCUGGUUGAGAGCCAAGGGAACAAAGCACAUACAUGUAAACUAACUGACACGUUAACUAUUCAAGUUAGGUCAUCCUUCUAAUCGAAUAGUUUGAUUAGACUGACAUAGCUAGAUUAGACUCCUGAAGAUAAAUCUUCCUGAACUCAGAGAGAAUCUCAUCAUCAUCAUCAUCCAGAAGAUCUUACGACUUGACAACACUCCAAAGUAAAUCUAGCAUUGAAAAACUCCCCCCAUCACGCCAGAACCAAAACCCUAAUCUUUAUCCUUUGCUAUAAACACUUCUCAGUUUUUUGGCUCUGGUGGCAUCUGCUUCUUUUCUUUACCCCCCAAGUAAGUUUCUCCAUUACCUUUUUCUAAUACGUCUGCUUCUUUGGGUUCGUGUUUGAUUCUUAGCUAAAACUCAUUUCCUUUGUUCAGGGUGUGUAACUGGUGAUUCUAUACAACAAUGAUGAAUCUUGAUUUUGAUGAUUCCAUCAGUAUGCAUCCUGGUGUGAGAAGACAAGAACGGGACAAGAUUCGAAGACGUUUUAUAAGACUUGUCGAUAGUAAACUGGCUUUACACAGGAAUGCUCCUUUAAACAGACUCUCCAUCAAGUGCAAAGAUGACGUUGGCCCAGCUCCUGUCAUUCGUUGGAUAAGCAAAGUUCUGAACCGUCAUGUUACAGAACUUGUUCUAAACAUCUCUUCUCAUUGGUCUUGGCCUCUGUCUUCCGAGGUUGAUUCGAGUGAAACAAUGUGUCAGGAGUUUUGGGAAUCUUGCUCCGUAUCUAGCAUUACCCUCAAGAGACUAACGUUUCGCUUUAAGCAAAUGGUUUAUGAUAAUCCAAAGAGUGUAUCGUUUGAUACUCCAAAUCUUGUCUACUUUGAGUAUUCUGAUGCUAUCGCAGAUACCUAUCCAAACGUGAAUUUUCCUUUACUUGUUGAAACUAGUCUCGAUCUGCGAAUGACUCAUGAACAAAUCGGUCAGGCUAAACUUUCAGAGGAUGAUAUAGCUAAAGAAAAAGAGGGAACUAUGGUUGGGAAUGCAACGGUUCUUCUUAUGGGAAUAUGCAAUGUUAAGAAGCUUUACUUAUCUGACAACACUCUUGAGGUUCUUGCUUUCUGCUGCAAACCAAUGCCGGUUUACAACAACCUGGUUCAUCUAACUAUCAAGACUCACCGAGAUGUAGAAUGGGAAUCACUGACCGCACUUCUCAAGAACUGUCAAAAUCUUGAAACUCUUGUCUUCGAAGGACUUCUCCAUAGAUAUGGAAUGAAUUGUAGAAGUUGCGAGUGCUUAUGCAAACCGUGGGAGGAGGAGGACGUUCCUACUUGCUUAUCAUCAAGUCCUGUGAAGGUCCUUGAGAUAUUGAAGUUUGGAGAUAUCUGUGAAGACGAGGACAUGGAUAAAAUGAUGGAGCAAGUUGAGUACUUCCUUGAGACGAUGCCAAAUCUUGAACAACUCAUAAUACACUAUGAGACGUCUAUUGAUGAAGAUGUGGAGGAAGUUUUAAGCCAGUUUCAGAUGGUUUCUAGAGAAGGAUUAAGCAAGUGUAAGAUUCAAGUCAUCUCUGAUAACCUCAACUUGUCUUCAUCUACUUAAGCAUCUUCUUGGUUUCUUAAGUUGGUAUUGGAUUCACUCAUGCUUCUUUCUCCCGUUUCAAAGCCAUGAGUGUGUCUCGGCUUUAUAUUUGUAAUAGCAUCUAAUGACUUGUUUUGUUUAUGGUCUUGAUGGUCAGACCACAACUCAAUGUUUUAAUCUUUCAGUUAAUGUAUUAAGUUUUAGUUCGUC
Brassica napus (rape) is the source of this 2175-nucleotide messenger RNA. RefSeq names its product putative F-box protein At1g58310. The record is from RefSeq and is a predicted model, not a curated record. Lineage: Eukaryota; Viridiplantae; Streptophyta; Magnoliopsida; Brassicales; Brassicaceae. The transcript has 3 exons. The coding region runs from base 850 to 1986 and encodes 378 amino acids.